Lotus japonicus is the source of this 606-nucleotide messenger RNA. RefSeq lists its product as uncharacterized. The transcript has 3 exons. Lineage: Eukaryota; Viridiplantae; Streptophyta; Magnoliopsida; Fabales; Fabaceae. Gene Ontology annotation, cellular component: chloroplast. The record is from RefSeq and is a predicted model, not a curated record. Bases 69 to 428 code for a protein of 119 amino acids.
ACAGAUAGGACAUAUGUGAUAGAUAGACAGAGAAUGGUUCAUAGCAUCACAGAAGAAACAUUGAAGGAAUGGCUACCAGAGUGACUCUAUCUUCUCCUCUAGCCUUCAAAACUUCACUUCUGCCCAAAUCACCAUCACUUUCUCCAGUUUCAUUCAGCCUUGGUUCUCCCAAAACAAAUGCUGUUGUUGGUGUCAGAGUUCAUGCUAAAAUAGGUGGUUCAGAUGAAGACACCAAGAAAGGAGAGAAGAAGAAAUUCAUCACCAGAGAUGAAGAACCACAACAAUAUUGGCAGACAGCAGGGGAAAGGGAAGGAGAGAACCCCAUGAAAACCCCUCUUCCUUACAUCAUCAUAUUUGGUAUGUCAACUCCUUUUGUAAUCUUGGCCAUUGCUUUUGCAAAUGGUUGGAUUAAGGUACCUGUGCGAUGAGAUACAAGCAUAGACAAUGCUUCAUUGUCUACUCGUGUUCAGAUGUUAAUUCUCUUGAAUCUUAAGCACUUUAGCUCUCAAACAUGAGCAGAGAAUUUCUUUACCUUUUUUUAUCACAUUUGUAUGGACAUAAUAUAAUCCACCAUUUUAAUGAAUGAGAAUGUCAGAUUGACAAUGC